CACGUGACAACGAAGUCUAAAAGAAUUGGACAUCGAACAUAUAUAAGAACAGGUGGUAUGGUUUAAUUGGAAGAAACGAAGCGUGAUGUCAUCGGCUGACCGAUCUCCGGUCAAUGACCUAAGUAUCCUACCUCCAUUUGCCACCGAAAAGGAGAAAUAUAUCUCUUCUAAUAUAAAGUUUAACCCGUAUUUUCUCGUACUUAUCUCCAACGUUUACAAUAUUUAAAUCGAUCUCUAUCCCAUAUGUUCUUAUAUUUAUUUCGAGGGGGAGGCGAGUUUCGUACGUUUAAGAUGAAUGACCGGGAGUUAUCGACCGGAAACAAGCGGUAUUACUUCAUUUGCUUUUGUUUAAUAUGCAUUAACUAUAUCUAAUAUUGGAUACGUAAUGGAAAGGAAUUCAUCAUAUUGUUGCGGUAACAGUGCGUCGUUACGUAUUGGAAUUGCGCCUGCGCUAGUGUUGCUUAGUACUACGUCACAGAGUGUAUAGUUUCCAUCAAUUCUUAGCAAGGUCAAAUCGGGAGUUAUCUCGUACGGAGCAGACGGAAAAGGCUGUACAGCCAAAUCAUGAAGUACAACUGCGUCCAAGCUUCACUGAGUAGGAUCUUCCAACAUUUAGGAAAAUGCACUGCCAGACACCCUAUACUGUUUAUGCUGACUCCAGUUAUAAUCAGCGGAGUCUUCAUGACGGGUGUCUUCAGAAUGACAACAGAAAAAGACAUCACAAGUCUUUUUGUUCCUUCGCACGGACGAGCGAAAUCGGAUCGAGCGGCAAUCGAUGAAUUAUUUCCAAUGAAUUUCUCCGUCAACUUCGAUUUUGGUCGUCUUACUCGAUUAAAUGGUUUCGGUACCGUGUUGAUUACCUCAAAAGAUGGAGGAUCAGUGCUCAGAGAACAUAUCUUCGCCGAUUUAAUCGAACUCGAUCGAUUGAUCAGAUCGAUUACGGUCAACGACGGGAAAACAUCAGCUAAUUACUCCAGCGUAUGCGCUCGAAGAAAAGGAAUCUGUUUUAGAAACGAAAUCCUGAAUUUAGAAAAAAAUCUAACUGCCAUAAGAGAGAAGAAACAAUUCAUCAAAUAUCCUAUCGACUUAGAUCCUAAAACUUACAGUUUUCACUUUUAUGCGAAAGGUCUUGGAGGAGUAACUACGGACGAAGAAGGACGAAUUUUAAGCGCUAAGGCAGUUCGAUUAUAUUAUUAUCUAUAUUCCGACAAAGGGAUAUGUUUAGAAUGGGAAAGAGCUUUUCUUCAUACAUUAACUCAUGCACAAUUUGAUAAUCUGACCAUCAGUUGGUUUGCAUCAGAAUCAAUGGCUAACGAAAUCAACAGAAUCACCGAAUUAUCACUACCGUUGCUCAGUGUUUCUGUGGCGUUGAUGUUGACUUUUGCCAUUUGUACUUGUCUAUCUUCCGAUUGUGUCCGUAGCAAGCCAUGGUUAGGAGUAACUGGAUGUCUGUCUUCCGGUCUGGCCGUUGCUGCUGCUUUUGGUUUCGUCAUGCAUUGUGGCAUUCAGUACAUAGACAUAAAUAUAGCUGUACCUUUUCUAAUGUUGGGAAUCGGUAUGGAUGAUACAUUUGUAUUGUUGGCAGCGUGGAGAAGAUCGAAUCCCAAAGAUAGCGUAGAAGACAGAAUGGGUGCAUCAUAUUCCGAAGCAGCAGUUUCCAUUACUAUCACUUCUGUUACGAACUUCGUGUCUUUUCUAAUUGGAUUAACAACACCAUUCCGAGCCGUUCGAAUCUUCUGUCUUUAUACUGCAGUUGCCAUUUUGUUUACCUAUAUUUAUCAAAUUACUUUCUUUGGAGGUUGCAUGGCUCUUAGUGGUUAUAGAGAAGAACGAAAACUUCAUCCAUUUACUUGUUUGCCAGUUUUAUCCAAAUAUAAAUCUGAAAAGAAGAACUGUUUAUUCAGGUGGUUUUGUACAGGGGGAGAUGACGACGAUGUUACUGAAAUGCAAUCAAAUUUUUUGAUGGACUUCUUUAAAUAUAAAUUAGGAUCGGCUCUAUCUUAUAUCCCUAUUAAAAUAGCUGUUUUGAUAGCAUUUUCAGUUUACUUAGGUUUUGGGUUAUGGACUUCAACGAUGGUAGAAGAGGGAUUAGAUUAUAGGAAUCUUUAUCCGUACGAUUCCCAUGCUGUCGUAUUUUCAGAUUUAAAUUAUGGAUAUUUCACGGAAUAUCCCCAUAGAAUACAAGUUGUCAUCAAUAUCACAUUAGAUUAUUCUAAUCCAAAUGUACAAAAACAAAUUGAAGAACUCACACAGAAAUUUGAAAACAGUCCUUACAUCGCUAAUUCAAAUUUAACGGAAUCCUGGCUUAGAUAUUACUUGAAGUUUCUGAAUGACUCAAGAACUCAAUACAUGCUGAGAGGAUUCGAUCUCACCGACAAACAAGAAUUUAUUGAUGCUUUAGAAUUUGUGUUUCUGAAAUUUAAACCAGCAGAAAGAUUUAGAGAUGACAUAAUUUUUAACGAAAAUCACACAGAAAUUAUUGCUUCACGAUUCUUAAUUCAGAGUGAAAAUGUCAGAACUGCUCAACAAGAAAAAUCCAUGUUGUUAGAAUUGCGUAGAAUCGCUGAUGAAUCAAAGUUUCCUGUAACAGUUUACAAUAUGUGGUUUAUCACUUUCGAGCCAAUGUUAAUGGUAAAAGAGACUAGUUUACAAGCUAUCUGCGUUGCAGCAAUUGUUAUGAUGAUAAUUUUCCUCAUCUUUAUUCCUAACGUAACAUGCGCCAUUUGUGUUGCUUUCUCCAUAAUAUCCAUAGAAAUAGGUGUUUAUGGAUACAUGUCAGCUUGGGGAGUUAAACUUAAUCCAAUAUCGAUGAUAAAUCUCAUAAUGUGUAUUGGUUUCUCGGUGGAUUUUUCGACACAUAUAUCGUAUUCUUAUAUAACGUCCACUGAAAAGACAGGAAACGAACGAAUGCGUAGCGCUCUUUAUGCUGCUGGAAUGCCUAUUUUCCAAGGUUCAGCAUCUACAAUAUUAGGUGUAGCCGUCCUAUGUUUUGCGCCUUCACAUAUUUUCGUAGUGUUUUCAAAGACAGUGUUUUUAGUAAUGUUCUUCGCGGCAAUGCAUGGAUUAGUGUUGCUUCCUGUGUUACUCAGUUUUCGUGAGAGUUGUUACAGUAAGAAACGCCGAGCCGCUUCUUCUAAGAAGAAAAGAGAAUAUGAACAAAAGACAGAAGAAAUAGAAGAAUUGUCGGGACUAAAACAAAAUAAGGACGAAUCCGAAGGUGAUAGUGAUGAAGAAUCUGGUUACAAUGGCGAUAACACUAGAGAAAGUAAAGAAUCAUUACAAAGACGUCUUCAGAAUAAUUCAGACAAAAUAUAGUUAAAUUCAGAGAAUUAUUGUGAGGUCUGUGGGUACUUUUAUCUUAAAUACCUAUUCGCACAAUGCAACUUUAUUUUGAACUUUUACACAAAAAAGCACCAUUAUUGUUAUAUAAUAAAUAAUUAGAACUAUUUUAAAUUAAUUAAAAAGUUAAAAAAAACAAUAAUUGUUUUUGAGAAAAGAAAAUAAUAAACUUUCGACAUUUUUAUUUUUAAAUCGACAGUGUUUAUAAUAUAUAGUAAUGAAUAAAUUUAAAUUUCAAAUUAAGAAAUGUACGAAUAAGAAAUUACGAGACAUUAUAAACAUGUUAAAAUUACUAUUCUGAAUAGUAUUUAAUUAAUAUUUCAAGAUAAGAAAUUCAUUUUGUAAUUAUUGAUAAUGUAUCAAUAUAAUACAUUAUUUAAAGACAGCAGCGAAUAUGGAUUGAGAAAGAUCAGAUGAUGCUGAUCGGUUACAAAUGUGGGGCUUCACUACUCUCGAAAGCCAUAAAAAUAUGAAUCAAAUCGAUAAAAUAAAUAACAGAUUUUUCAACAUUUAAGAAAUUUUCAUUUAUAUCUACUUAUUUUCUUUUUACUUGAAGCAGUCCCAAAAUUUAGCUUUCAUAUCCAACAUCCGGAUCAAAUAAUUUCUAUCUAUAUGAAUAUGGUAGCGAGCCGUAAUAAAAGCUAUAAUUUUCUAGCUAUAAUCAUUGAUUAUUAGAAAAAUUAAUUGCAUCUAAUCGAUUGAUCGAAUACAAUUAGCUUUCUAAGUAAAUACGAUUAUAAAGUUGAGAUACAGUAAAUUGCGGAAAAUUAUUCCGUUUUAAUUAUCAUAAA
Molecule: messenger RNA, 4130 nt
Organism: Centruroides sculpturatus (bark scorpion)
Lineage: Eukaryota; Metazoa; Arthropoda; Arachnida; Scorpiones; Buthidae
Product: patched domain-containing protein 3-like
Exons: 6
Coding region: 565-3315 (916 amino acids)
Cellular component (GO): membrane
Source: RefSeq, a predicted model, not a curated record